Messenger RNA from Penicillium manginii, 2694 nucleotides. RefSeq lists its product as uncharacterized. Gene Ontology annotation, cellular component: nucleus. The record is from RefSeq and is a predicted model, not a curated record. Gene Ontology annotation, biological process: DNA-templated transcription. Lineage: Eukaryota; Fungi; Ascomycota; Eurotiomycetes; Eurotiales; Aspergillaceae. Gene Ontology annotation, molecular function: zinc ion binding; DNA binding. The coding region runs from base 1 to 2694 and encodes 897 amino acids. The transcript has 8 exons.
AUGCGCGUUUUGGUAUUGGGAGCGACCGGAAACCUUGGUUCCCGGGUCUUAUCUGCUCUGUUACAGAGGGGACAUGUUGUCUUCGCCUUCGUACGAGAUCCUUCCAAACUACCCCCGGGAAUCCAGCCACUUCUCUCAGGUGUUGAACAAGGCGAUGCGAGAAAGGCCUCCGAUAUCAAAUCGGCGGCGGUCCAUAAUGGAUGUGAUGCCAUUGUAAAUACGGCAGGAUAUGCUGCCAUGGCACCGUGGGGUAAGAGUGAUUUACCUUUAAUAGUGGACGCAGUGAUUUGUGCUUCGCUGGAGAUCGGCCGUGAACGCGGAACUCCUCUACGAGUAUGGAUUCUUGGGGGACAGGGGUUACUGGAUAUCCCGACGACCGAAUACAGAAUUGUGGACUAUAUGCAUAUCUUCCCCGAACAUCGUCACACCUGGGACAAGCUCCGAGCAGUCCCUCAGUCGGCAAUCAACUGGUCUAUACUUUGUCCCGGGGUCAUGCAUGCUCUCAGCAGAGCCACCUAUCCGCUCGCGACCGAUGCUUCUGCUGAAAACCUCCAAGUCGCAUCCAAUGUUCCGCCAAAUUGGUCACUCAAGUUUUUGUGUAUACCUGUGCUUGGAGGGUAUCUCAACAUUAUGAACCAAGCUUCGGCUUAUGGAACUUCACUCGAGGAUAAUGCGGAUUUUAUUGCGAAGGAUCUUUUGGAUGGACAUCAAAGCAAGUUGAUUGGUGAAAAGUGUAAGAGUGGAGAAGAAUGUGCCUUGGUGGAUCCACUUCGCUUCGGAGGAUCCCUGCCACCUCGGAGCAACUGGAAGUUCCGAGUAUUUCGCCCCCGGAAAAUCACAUCGUCUUCGCGCCUUGAACUUACGUUUCGGAAGACCCCUCCGGAUCUUUCGCAGCAGACACAUGCAGCAUAUGGCGCCCAGCAGUUCAAGUCUACAGUCUCCGACAGGCGGGGUCUCAAGGGAAGAAAGCGAAGUGUGAUCAAAAGAGACCCGCUUGCUCUCGGUGCUCCGAAUAUGGGGGAAAUUGUAGCUACACUUCAACUCGGCGCAAACCCGGGCCACAGCGAGGUUCACAGCGAACUUCAUCCUCAUAUAGACCGCAACAGUCUCGCAGUAAAUCAUUCCAAAUCCGCUAUCGGAAUUUUUGCCAGGUUGUUCAAGACUAGGAAUCAACCCAUAUCAGAUACCCAACCGCAGGAACAUCAAUCAACCCCUACACCCAACCAAUCUAUCGCAACUGCAUCUCUUCCGACACCUUUACCAGAUACGAGUAAUACUGGGCAGUAUUCGCAAGUCAAUUUUACUCCUGGCGAAAAAGAGCAACUCCUCGAAAUAUUUUUCGAUACCUUGCUAGAUGCAAAUCCGAUAUCUUCUAAGGAGAAGUUCUUUGAGGACUAUCAAAAUUCGUUGUGCAGCCAGGAGCUCAUCCAUACUAUAAUCACCAUUACAGCAAAGCUUACCGGUUCUUCAUGCACAGUCGACCAUGCCUCCUUGGAUGGUAAUGAUGCAUUGAACACUCAGAUCGACCAACUGCUCAGCUCAAGUAUGCUGGAAGUCGACCUCAUUGGCGACUCUCCAUCGAUAGAUCAGUUUCGCAAAUCAUGCAUCUUAGCAUUCUACGAGUUUCAUCAAUUUCCUGGAAAUCAGUCUUGGAUGCGAAUAGGAAGGUUGACCCGCUUGGCAUAUCGAGUAGGCCUUGACCGACUUGAGAAUCUACGUGACCUAUAUUCAGAAUGGAAAAUUCUCAGCUACGAGGAAAUCCGGGAAUGGAGGGCUAUAUGGUGGUUCAUCUACCGCCUGGACUCAUAUUCUAACAUAUCUUCUGGCACGCCAUUCUUGAUCGAUGACCACUUCAUUAAAACCUCUUUAGUGCUGGAUAGUUCAUCUACCACCACUGAAAAUACCGCAAAGGAGCUCUUCUUGCCGUCAGAGGCUUCCAGGCUGUGGGAGAUCCUGCCGACAAUUGUUUCCAGUCCCGAAACAUGUCUCGGAAAUGUUCACAUCGUCGCAAUCGCUGUCACGCGCCAAGCUGGAAUGGCUUUGCGACUUCAUACCUUCCGAUCGCAAGAUGAAAUACUCCAACACCUGGUCGGCCUGGAGCGUCUCCUACCUACCCUCCGUCUUGCUCUUCCAUCAGGCUGGUUCAAUCCCCGGCGCAAUGCCCUCCUGAAUGAAUCUACUCGGGGCCAUCAUUUGAGAUUAAAUACAGUGCUAGUGCUACUGAUGUCAAAACUAUUGUUUUCAGUCAUAGGCUGCUCUAGAUGCAAGGAAGACGAAUGGCUUUCAAGGUGGCAGAAGGUCAUUGAGACCUGCCAGGAUAUUGCAUCUACAGCUGCAGAAUGGGACAGCAGUUUCUGCUUGAUAGUGGAUCCAGCAGUCUGUUUUGUCGUAUUCGCAGCCUUGAUAUUUCUUGAUAUUCACAGGAAGUCCAGUGCUUUUUCAGUAUCUGAGAAUCAGUCUAUCGAGUCUGACCAAACAAUUCUCAGACUUUAUCUCGAGCAGUUUGCUAGACUCUGGACUAUGCCGAGACUUCUAAGCAUGUCAUUUACCACUUUUAGUCAAUCGGUGCUAGGACCUUUCCACCACCCUGACAUCACACAGAUGCUGUCACGGUUUGAGGCCCCUCUCCAUCCUCGAUGGCUUCAGUUCCUCUCGUCCACCCGAACAGCCCUUCAAAAUUCUCAACCGUAUUAA